This is a messenger RNA of Cordyceps militaris CM01, 1887 nucleotides long. Its product is annotated as ATP-dependent RNA helicase DBP3. NCBI's taxonomy places the organism in Eukaryota, Fungi, Ascomycota, Sordariomycetes, Hypocreales, Cordycipitaceae. Gene Ontology annotation, molecular function: RNA binding; RNA helicase activity; ATP binding. Gene Ontology annotation, cellular component: nucleolus. The coding region runs from base 1 to 1887 and encodes 628 amino acids. The record is from RefSeq and is a predicted model, not a curated record. Gene Ontology annotation, biological process: rRNA processing. The transcript is spliced from 3 exons.
AUGGCCGCCUCUAAGCACUCCAUCGCUGACAGCGAGGAGACCACCCGUCCUAUCAAAAAGUCCAAGACCGUCGACAAUGCAGAACUCUCCGAGAAGGCGCACGUAAAGAAGGAGAAGAAGGAGAAGAAGGAGAAGAAAGAAAAGAAGGAAAAGAAGGAAAAGAAGGAAGAGAAGGAGGAUAAGAAGGAAAAGAAGGAAAAGAAGCCCAAGACCGAAGAGGUUGAAGUCGCCUCUGCCGACUCUGACGAGGUCAUGGAGGACCAAGACGAGGCGGAGGCCAAGGCUCAGAAGAAGGCCCGCAAGGAAGAGAGGAAGAAGCUCAAGGAGGCCAAGAAGGCCAAGCAACAGGCCGAGGAGGAAUCCGAGCCUGUGGUUGAAGAGAAAGAGGAGGAGGAGGAGGAAGCGCCUAAGCCCAAGAAAGAAAAGAAGGAGAAGAAAGAGAAGAAAGAAAAGAAGAACAAGGUCGCCGCCGCCGUGACCGCCGCGACCUCAUCUAGUGCCUACCAACAGACCGCUGGCCUCAGCGGUGUGGCACAGGCCGACAUUGACGCUUUCCUCAAGACGAACCAGAUUCUAGUGACCGAUCCCAGGACGAUUGAACCCACGCUGCGACCGAUUAUUGAAUUCGCCUUCCUCCCGCCGACCGAUCUCUUGACCAAGAAGGGUUCGCCCUUGGCCAACUACAAAAUCCCCACGCCGAUCCAGGCCGCCUCUUGGCCCUUUACCCUCUCCGGCCGCGACGUGGUCGGUGUGGCCGAGACGGGCUCCGGCAAGACCAUGGCAUUUGCGCUGCCGUGCGUGCAGGCCGUUGCCGCCCUCGGCAAGCGUGGCACCAAGGCAGUCGUGGUGUCGCCGACGCGCGAGCUCGCCAUGCAGACGCACGAGCAGCUCGGCGCCCUCGCGGCCCUCGCGGGCCUCCACUGCGUGUGCCUCUACGGCGGCGCCUCCAAGGACGACCAGCGCGCGCUCCUGAGCCGCGGCGCCGACAUCAUUGUCGCCACGCCCGGCCGUCUCCGGGACUUCAUGUCGGAUGACACGGUCGACCUGAGCGGCUCCGCCUUUGUCGUGCUCGACGAGGCCGACCGCAUGCUCGACAAGGGCUUCGAGGAGGACAUCAAGCAGAUCCUCGGCAGCUGCCCGCCGCGCGAGAAGCGCCAGACGCUCAUGUUCACCGCCACCUGGCCGUUUUCGGUGCAGUCGCUCGCCAACACCUUCAUGGUCGAGCCCGUCAAGAUCACCAUUGGCUCCGGCGGCAAGGAGACGGAGAAUGGCUCCGUCGAGCUGCAGGCCAACACGCGCAUCACGCAGAGCGUCGAGGUCAUGGAGGGCCAUGACAAGGAGUUCCGCCUGCUGCAGCUGGUGAAGCAGCAUCAUCAGGGCAGCAAGAAGAAUGACCGCAUCUUGGUGUUUUGCCUGUACAAGAAGGAGGCCACGCGCAUAGAACAGUUUCUCAGCCGCAAGGGAAUCAAUGUCGGUGGCAUCCAUGGCGAUUUGCGCCAGGAGCAGCGUACAAAGUCGCUCGAGGCGUUCAAGCAGGGUGUCACUCCUGUUCUGGUCGCCACUGAUGUUGCCGCCCGUGGUUUGGAUAUUCCCGAGGUGAAGCUCGUUAUUAACGUUACUUUCCCUCUGACGAUUGAGGAUUACGUCCACAGAAUCGGGCGUACCGGUCGCGCUGGCAAGACUGGUAAUGCCAUUACAUUCUUCACGGCGCAGGACAAGGCCCACUCUGGCUCGCUCGUCAACAUCCUCAAGGGUGCCAACCAGCCGGUGCCGGACGAACUGCUCAAGUUUGGCACGACCGUCAAGAAGAAGACGCACGACAUGUACGGAUCCUUUUUCAAGGAUGUCGACAUGAACCAAAAGUCGACCAAGAUCACUUUUGACUAG